CAUAACUUUGCCCAAAAAUUGAAAAAGUUAUUAUUUACUUUUUAAAAUAGUAACAUUGCAUAAACGAGUCUAUAAACGUGGGACACUUUUCAAAUUAUGACAAAAUUGAAUUGCUUCUUAGUCUUAAUCAAUUUGCUACAGCUCAUAAGCUUUAAUAUUUUUUUACAGAAUUUUCAUAUAAAAUUAAUAGUUAUGUCUGCCAACGCAUCUCCUCCCAUUCCCUCGUCAAACAAAAACAUUUGUGUUCCUGGUGACCGCCUAUGCCUUGCUGGGAAUCAGUGUCAUGCAGCUGAGGGCACAUAUAUUUUUAAUGGGUAUAUAUAUGCUUCAAGAGUUGGAAGAGUCUCUACCUUUCAGAAAAAUGAACAGACUUUUGUGAAGGUAACAGGCUUAAGUGGGCAUUCAGUUAUUCCUGAAGUUGGCUCUCUGGUGACAGCUCGUGUACUCACCAUCCACAGUCAGAUGAUUAAGGUAGCCAUCCUGGCGGUGGACGACGUGACGCUACACACAGCCUUCAGAGGCAUGGUUCGCAAAGUCAAUGUGCGGGAACACCUUGUUGACAAGGUGGAGAUGUACGAAUGCUUCCGCCCUGACGACAUCAUUUUAGCGCGCAUUCUCUCCCUUGGUGACGCACGCAGCUACGAGAUGAGCACGAGUCUGCCUGAGCUGGGCGUGGUGACUGCCAGGUGCGAGGAAGGCCAUCUCAUGGUGCCAGUGUCCUGGACCAGCAUGAAGUGCCAUUGUAGGACAGAGAACAGAAAAGUUGCUAAGGUUGUGCCACCAAAUACAUAAGUUUUCCGUAA
Molecule: messenger RNA, 803 nt
Organism: Hyalella azteca
Lineage: Eukaryota; Metazoa; Arthropoda; Malacostraca; Amphipoda; Hyalellidae
Gene: Csl4
Product: exosome complex component CSL4
Exons: 3
Coding region: 97-792 (231 amino acids)
Biological process (GO): RNA processing
Cellular component (GO): cytoplasm; nuclear exosome (RNase complex)
Molecular function (GO): RNA binding
Source: RefSeq, a predicted model, not a curated record